AUUGCGUCACUUCCGUUUACUGUCGGCCGCCGCCGCGGUGUUCACAGAGAGUCGCGGCGAACCGGCAGAAGGAGCUGAGAGAACGAAAGGAGGGGCGGGCGGGGGGCGGGCGGAAGGGAGAGGAAGUCCCAUCACGGAGACGCCAGUCUGGACGUUCCCGCCUCCUCCGACACUAUCGGGUCGGAUCGGAGAAGGGUCACCGCCUCCUCCAGCGGGGAGAAGGGGGGCGGAGCCCGGCUCAGGAUCAUGGAUUUUCCUGGUCACUUUGAGCAGAUCUUCCAGCAGUUGAAUUACCAGAGACUUCAUGGCCAGCUGUGUGAUUGUGUCAUUGUAGUGGGGAAUAGACAUUUUAAAGCCCACCGCUCUGUGCUGGCAGCAUGCAGCACACAUUUUCGAGCUCUGUUCUCAGUGGCAGAGGGAGAUCAGACCAUGAACAUGAUCCAGCUGGAUAGCGAGGUAGUGACAGCGGAGGCCUUUGCUGCGCUGAUUGACAUGAUGUAUACCUCCACCCUCAUGCUGGGGGAGAGCAAUGUUAUGGAUGUCUUAUUGGCAGCCUCUCACCUGCAUUUGAACUCUGUUGUUAAGGCAUGUAAACAUUACCUAACAACAAGGACGCUGCCCAUGUCUCCCCCCAGUGAGCGCGUUCAAGAGCAGAGUGCCCGCAUGCAGCGCUCUUUUAUGCUGCAGCAGCUGGGACUAAGCAUUGUGAGCUCAGCCCUCAAUUCCAGCCAGAGUGGUGAGGAACAGCCAGCCCCCAUGAGCUCAUCGAUGCGCAGUAACCUGGACCAGCGGACACCCUUCCCUAUGAGGCGCCUUCAUAAGCGCAAGCAGUCUGCAGAGGAGCGGGCCAGACAGCGCCUCCGCCCCUCCAUGGAUGAGUCUGCCAUUUCAGAUGUCACAGCCGAGAAUGGGCCUUCAGGGGUUCAUUCUCGGGAGGAGUUCUUUUCACCAGAUUCCCUGAAAAUUGUGGAUAAUCCUAAAGCUGAUGGAAUGAAUGACAACCAGGAAGAUAGUACUAUGAUGUUUGACCAGACUUUUGGUGCUCAAGAAGAUGCCCAGGUGCCUAGCCAGUCUGACAACAGUGCUGGUAACAUGGCACAGUUGUCCAUGGCCUCUCGUGCAACUCAGGUUGAGACUACUUUUGAGCAGGAAGCUGCAACUGAGAAAAGUGGCUUCCAAUGUGAGAAUCCUGAGGUUGGCCUUGGUGAGAAGGAGCACAUGAGAGUGGUGGUAAAAUCUGAGCCUCUGAGCUCACCUGAGCCUCAGGAUGAAGUGAGUGAUGUGACCUCUCAAGCAGAAGGCAGUGAGUCCGUAGAAGUGGAAGGAGUUGUUGUUAGUGCAGAGAAGAUAGACCUCAGCCCUGAAAGUAGUGAUCGGAGUUUUUCAGAUCCCCAGUCCAGCACGGACAGGGUAGGUGAUAUCCACAUUUUGGAAGUUACAAAUAACCUAGAACAUAAGUCCACUUUUAGUAUUUCAAAUUUUCUCAACAAGAGCAGAGGAAGUAACUUUAGUGCGAAUCAAAACAAUGAUGAUAACAUUCCAAACACCACUAGUGACUGCAGGCUCGAGGGCGAGGCCCCUUACUUGUUAAGUCCAGAGGCUGGGCCUGCAGGCGGGCCCUCCUCUGCCCCUGGCUCCCAUGUGGAGAACCCAUUCAGUGAGCCUGCAGACUCCCACUUUGUCAGGCCCAUGCAGGAGGUGAUGGGCCUACCCUGUGUGCAGACUUCAGGCUACCAAGGAGAACAGUUUGGGAUGGAUUUUUCCAGGUCUGGUUUGGGCCUCCACUCCUCCUUCUCCAGGGUAAUGAUGGGUUCCCCCCGAGGAGGAGCCAGUAACUUUCCAUACUACCGCCGCAUUGCUCCCAAAAUGCCAGUUGUAACUUCUGUCAGGAGCUCACAAAUCCCGGAAAACUCUGCCAGUUCCCAGCUAAUGAUGAAUGGGACCACAUCCUCAUUUGAAAAUGGCCAUCCCUCCCAGCCUGGCCCCCCACAGUUGACCAGGGCAUCUGCUGAUGUCCUAUCAAAGUGCAAGAAGGCCUUAUCAGAACACAAUGUCUUGGUUGUAGAAGGAGCUCGCAAGUAUGCCUGCAAAAUCUGCUGCAAAACUUUUCUGACUUUGACAGAUUGCAAGAAGCACAUCCGCGUUCACACAGGUGAAAAGCCGUAUGCCUGCCUGAAGUGUGGCAAGAGGUUUAGUCAGUCCAGCCACCUGUAUAAACAUUCCAAGACUACCUGCCUGCGCUGGCAGAGCAGCAAUCUUCCUAGCACUUUGCUCUGACUAUUUGUCCUCAGGAGACAGUGCCAGCUAGUUGUGGGACUAAAACUAAAAUCGUUUGGUGGGUGGUUAAUGCCAUUGGGUUUGAGGCUUCCGCUGCCCAGUGGCUCUUGCAAUUUUCAAUGACUAGUAAGUGGACAACUGUUCAUGUAGCACUUGUGCUGCAGCAUUUCUGAGUGAAAUGCGCAUCUGGGGAGAGGGAUGUGAUCCCUAGAACCAAGUUCUUCCUUAGGGUUGAGUGACAUAGUCAUAAAGUAGUUUGUAAUUGAUGUUAAAAGUGGCACACUUAAAAAUUGAAGUGCAAAAAAUUUUUUUAGCAAUUUUUGUAAAGCUCUGUGAAGCAUUUAAUUACAUAUCCUAUAUGUAAUGGGAAUAUUGUAUCCCUGUACAGCGAUGCAAAGUACACUUAUGUGUAACCAGUGGCAACUUUGUGCCUGUCUGAAAGGAAGGCCCUUGAAGACAGGCCUGUUUGCCACAAAUGCUUUAAAGUGUAUCCUGAGCUAGUCCUAGGCCUCAGAAAGUACUGUAUUUUUUAUUUUUGUCUGAUUUGCAGUCAUAGAUACUGCACUUUGGUGCUGACACUGGGCCCAGGGCAAGCAUUCUCUUAGAAUAGGUGUAUAUACUUUUGAAUACAUCUCUGUUGGAUAGAUGUUUUAAAAGUUUCUGGUUUUAAAGGCCAAGUUGUAAACGGAGUAUGUACUUAUAUGGAGUGACAAGUAAGGUAUUGUUUCUGUGUGUGCGGUUUUAGCAGUAUUUUAACCAACUCGUAUUACUGAUGUCACAGUUCAUCUUUGAAAGUCAGGAAAGAGCUAGUGUUUGUCUUUGUUCUGAUGAUGUGGAGUCAUGUUUUGUGGGGUUUUUAUGGUGCAUUUACCUUUUGCUCCAUCCAGACCUCAAAGGCCAGUCCAGUCUGACGCAUCCCACCCUCGGACAAGCCCGUUCUCUGCUUCCUUUCUUCCUGUACCCACUAUGGCAUCCCUCCCAGGCCUAGAUUCCUGUUUUCAGUUACAAACUAACCAAAAAUAAUGCCACCCCUCCAUGGGUUUUAUUAUUGUUAUAUACCAUACUUUAAAAGUAUAGACCCUAAACUUUUAGUUUGUUCUCCCAACUGAAUACUGAGUGUAGUUUGAAAUCCAAAUGUGGUAGUGUUCAUGGACCAGUAUUUUCCAGGCUCUGUAAGAGAGUAAGGCAGUCCAUAGCACAGAAGUCGCCAGGAGCAUUCAGAACUGUUGGGAGAAGCAUUUGGGUCACUUCCCAGGGCCUUUAUGGGCCUUCUUGUCUCACUUGCCCAUUUGGGUCAAUGCCCAGGGCCUUUCUGGGCCUUCUUGUCUCACUUGCCCAGCUUCACCUUGCUGUCCUCUGACACCAUGCUAUCGAGGGCUGUUGGUGGCACCUGUAUCAGGCCACAUCCUGGCUCACAUAAACCAGGGGAAACAGCACAGGUUCAUGCAUCUCUGUCGAACUCAGUUAGGUUCAUGCAUGAACAUGAGUUCAUUUUAUUUUUUUAAUAUGGCUUUCUCAGAGAUACUAAACCAUUUUUGUGCAUAAUUCAGAGAAUUUAUUCAGUUCUUAUGUUUAGAAAACUAAGUAUUUAUGUGUCACCUAAAACAAAACUGAACGUGUCUUCUCCUCUUAAUAAUCUAGUGUGUGCAGUUACAAAUCUGUGGAUAAGCCCAUAAUGUUCACAGAGGGCUUGGCAUCUCCUAGGAACUGAUUCCCAGAGAGGAAAGCUCAAAGGGAAACCUGUGACUUUUCCUUUUGAGCAGAUGUGGGAAAGACACCAUUGGAGGAUAUGGGGUCACCUGUGAAAUCCAGUUCUACGUGUGGCUCAUUGUCAGCAGUCCUUAUCCAACAAGUUGUAAGGGGUUCUACAGCUACCACCACCAUGUGACGUAGGACCCACAUCCUGUGAGGAGUCAGAUGGGUCAGCAUGGAGUACAGGAGGCCCUGCCUGGGCCUAGGGCAAGAAGCCAGUGACGCUGGCAGAACAGUGCAGCCCUCCUUGCCUUCCAUUUUGAGGAGGUGCUGCCAGGAGCCUGUCCUCUUGUCCCUGCUCAGGCAUAAGUGUACUUUGCUUUGGGGCCUGCCUCUGACACUCCUGGAGCCUUGCCUCUCCACUGCUGGAUGGAACCUGGAAUCUCAUCUACCUCUUAGUUUCUACAUGUGAGAAGCGAGCUUGCAGGCCAGUGUCCCUCCACAUGCUGUAGCACUUAAAAAAUAAUCCUAACGUUCCCUGAAAACCAGUCCCUGGGUUCCUAUGAUCUGGAGUUUGUACCUGGAUUAUCUGGUGUUGGGGACCUGAGUUUUGAUUGGUUAGCCUUAAUCACAGCCUGGCAUAAUCAUGUAGAAUCUCUUCUGGUGAUCACAUCAUUAAGUUCAUCAGGGCACCCAUGUCAGUGGUGCUAUGCUGGUCAAAAAUUGAGAUUUUGAAAUAAAAAAUUUGUCAUAUUUA
Molecule: messenger RNA, 4726 nt
Organism: Marmota flaviventris (yellow-bellied marmot)
Lineage: Eukaryota; Metazoa; Chordata; Mammalia; Rodentia; Sciuridae
Gene: Zbtb5
Product: zinc finger and BTB domain containing 5
Biological process (GO): regulation of transcription by RNA polymerase II
Molecular function (GO): RNA polymerase II cis-regulatory region sequence-specific DNA binding; protein binding; DNA-binding transcription factor activity, RNA polymerase II-specific
Source: RefSeq, a predicted model, not a curated record